This is a messenger RNA of Octopus sinensis (East Asian common octopus), 3152 nucleotides long. RefSeq lists its product as uncharacterized. Bases 1556 to 2530 code for a protein of 324 amino acids. NCBI's taxonomy places the organism in Eukaryota, Metazoa, Mollusca, Cephalopoda, Octopoda, Octopodidae. The record is from RefSeq and is a predicted model, not a curated record. The transcript is spliced from 2 exons.
UUUACAGGAAUGGUACACACCAGCCUGAAUAGUCGAAUGUAUUAUUCAGAAUGAUAAACUAUAUCUUAUGUAAAUAAACAUACGGUUAUAAGCAUAUGAAUAGUACAAAAAUUAAAGUAACAAAACCAUAUAUUACUGGAAAAAUAGGUGUAAAAUUAUAAUUAUAAGGUAUUAAUGUGUUUUAACUGCGGAAACCGCAGAGGCAACGGCUUCGUGUCUGUAGGAAUGCAGCAUCAAGCGAAAUCUAUGGAAUCUGUUGCACUACAUGACUGCUUAAUCUAUUUUAUGGACCCUUGAAGGAUGGAAUAAUAGUGAAGGAGAGAAAGAGGAAUAUAACGAACAAAAUUAACUAUUACGUGCUAAGGAUACUUGCUUAUACAUAAAUAUCUUUGGAUUUGUUUGGAUUUUGGUUAUGAAUCUCAACGCUGUGAAAGUAUCUACCAGCAUCUACUGAAUACAGCCGAACAUCCCCCUAUUCGACAUUUAUAACAGAUUUCUUACAUCAAAACUCCAAAUCCCUGAUGUACUGGAGGAAAUAAUUGGAUUGGUAGUGUGAUGUCCAAUCAGUCCACCACGGGAGUGAGUGUAAUUAAUUAAUAACGUAAAUGACGAGACGGAAAGAUGACCACUGUGUGGUCUCACGAUUUGCUAAAAACUGCAGUAAAAUCUCAUUCGGAAUACAGAGGGCUGACUUGUGACUUAACAACAACAACACCCUCAACGACGACUGAGUUGUGGCCCUGUCUCCCUCAAACGAUGACGAUGGUUCUAAUGUAGAUGCGCAUACCAUCACAUCAGCAUUUUCGCUUCAUCGGGUCAGAAAGUUUAAUAUUUUCCCUACACACACACACUUGAGUGAAAGAGAAGAUAUUUAAUUUUUUAUUUUUUUUUUAUUUCAUUGCUUUUAUUAAUUAGAAAUUUGUAUUUUUCGGGGAGGCAGGGCGAGCUGUUUAGUUUUCGCCCCCAACGUCACCCACAUUCACAUACUUUCGCCCCAUCACAACUUCUUCCCACACUCUCUCUCUCUUACCCUCUUUGAAACUAACUCUCAGCACACACACGCCUACAAACAAAUACAUUCUUCCAACUUAAAUCUGCUCCGACUGCUUGGUCGAACGAAGACACAUGCGAGCUCCUUUUCGCUUGUUAUUUAUCACAUGCAAGUUUUUACGAUGAUCAUUACGACAAUGAGAAGAAGAAGAAUAAUAAUUAUCACAUCAGAUUUAGUCAAUAAAUUCGAUAUUAAUCUUUUCCGAUGUUCUAAUUACCAUUUCUAAAAGAUGUGAAACACAUUUUAUUCCGAUAUAUUUAUACAUACUGGCACGUUUGCAUACAUGUAUACAUACAACAUUUGCAUUGUUUGGAUUGUAAUUACACGCUAAUUAGUAGAAUAUCUUCACAUUUUUAUGAAAAGUUCGUUAUUAUGUAUGAAUCAAUUUGUAAAUUUCGACUGCAGCUCUGCGUGCGUGUGUGUGCGCGCGCAUCAUAGAUUUUUUCCUUGUUGAAAAUCAAUGUAUAUGACUGAGUUAGCUGGGAUUUCUUUCUAGACGAGUGGAUGUUCGUUCUCAAGAUGAUGGUCAUAAAACACAUCUUCAGUUACUGCCACCGGCUAAAGAUUUUUGCUUUACUUUUUAUAAUACUUAUUGUUGGUGUCAUCUUUCUAAAUACGAAUAUAUUUCCAGAAAAUGUAAAGCUUAUUCAUGCUUACAAAGACAUGCAGCAGAUACCCCAACGCCAGUUUUGUACUAUAUUUACUUCAUGGACGACAAGAAAAGAUAAAGCAACUGUACACAAUAACACUUUGCAUUUAUGGACACAGUUGGUACCUGAUAUUCAACCAGUUUUAUUUACAAAUGAAUCAGUUCUUGCUCAGAAAGCUCUUGCUCAUGGCUGGAAAGUACUACCAAUUUCACAUGCUGCUUGUGGAAAUUUACCUGUGCUAAAGAGCAUGUUUUUGGAUGUUCAGCGCAAUUUUCCGUCCCAAGUUUAUGGUUAUGCCAAUUCAGAUAUUCUCUUUGAUUCUACACUUAAUACCACUCUACGUUCAAUCUUAAAGCACAAACAAUUUUACCAAAACCACAGUUUUCUCAUAACUGGCCGUAGAACGAAUGUUAAUUUUCAUAAUCUAACUGUAAAAAGUGUCAGAAAUCUAUCCACGAUUGCAUCAAAAGGGUCUUUAGCAAGAAUAUGGGGCGAAGACUAUUUUUUUACAGGAAAUCGUUUUCCCUGGAGUAAAUUUCCUAACAUGGUUAUUGGACGGGUCGCCUUUGAUAAUUAUAUCGUCAUGUUUGGAAACAGAAACAAAGCAUAUGUUAUUGAUCCUACGUCUAACCUAUUAGCAGUCCACCAAACCACCAGUGAUGGUAACCUAGCUAGUUCCAAACGACCAAAUGCAAAAUGUAAUACCAAGUUGAUUCAACCGCAAAAAUAUAGACAGGGUUACGCAGACUGUAUACCACUGGAAACAAGACAUGAUUUCCAAGGUAUAAUUCAAAUGAUCAAACGCAAAACACCUUCACUUUGUCACUGACAAUUAUAAAUAUUUUGGAAUGUUUUAUUGAAGGUAUUUAAAUAUUUAACAUAUGUGAUUUUCUCAGACAUAUCAUCAGGCAUUUUAAGAAUAGAACUAACGUCAGUGUUUUUCAUAAAAUAAAAGUCAAUCAAAUCACUUUUUGACAUUUACAACAACUGUUCAACAGCCAUCUUACCCACACAGAAUUUGCUAUAAUCACUGAAUCAUAUACUGAACAAACAUACUUAUAUAUAUAUAUAUAUAUAUAUAUAUAUAUAUAUAUAUUGAAAUAAAGCCAUUUUUUUUUUGACACACACACACACACACUGCUAGCAAAUAAAUGUUCAUGAAUGUCACUCCAACUUCGGAGAGAAAAAAAAAAGAAAGAAACAUUUGGUAAUUUUUAUCCUGGAUACUCCCAUAUCUCUAAACAUGGAAUGCCAUGACUGGAUUGCUUUUCAUCCAUUGGUCAGCUGGAGCUAUGCAACAAAAAAAUCACAUGAGCAGGUGAAUAAGCUAGAAAAGAGAUUGGUGGUGCAUCUAUGUUAUGUUUUCAUAUAUUUUUGUGAAUACAGAUCAAAUGUUAUUUAUGUUUAUUAUGAAAUAAUUUAUUUUAAAUAAAGUGAAAUAGCUUUGUGUA